Molecule: messenger RNA, 2670 nt
Organism: Microsporum canis CBS 113480
Lineage: Eukaryota; Fungi; Ascomycota; Eurotiomycetes; Onygenales; Arthrodermataceae
Product: GTPase-activating protein GYP5
Exons: 4
Coding region: 1-2670 (889 amino acids)
Source: RefSeq, a predicted model, not a curated record
AUGGUUGCAAGUCCGGAGAAUACUGACUAUGAAGCGGACACCUUUGAAGACGCACGAGAUACGGCACAAGACAGUGAUAACCAGGGCUCGUCCAAGGCUCCUCGAUCUCUGACGGACAGGCGGCCUUCCAACGGGUCUACAAGGCCUCCCGCUACUCCUAUAGCUACCGAGCUACCUCCGCUACCGUUGACCUCUCCUGGAGAAGAGGAUGGGGAGAGCUCUAUCAUAACCUCACCUAUAUCACAGGCGGGGGAGGAUACGCCUAGGAAAGAGAGACGAGUAAAGUCACCGCUGUUGACGACUCAUCGUCUGUCAUCUUCCUCCCUAGAUGACGUGAACCUCUCGAAUUCAAAGGAGGACGAGAAUAUCGGCACGGGGCCUCCCUUGUCUCCUGACCAACACUCGGACGUUCCUCCACCACUUCCGGCUAGAGAUUCACCACCCAAGGAAACACGUCCACAAGGCCUGUCAGCCGCUAUUCCAUCUGUUCCUUGGGGUGCACCUCCUGUGACCAAGUCUCUGCCACCAGUUCCCCCGAAUGCUGCCGCCCCUCCUUCGAGAAAGCUGACAAGCCCCUUCUCCUGGCUGUCUAGAGGAAACACAAAGGAAAGCAAGAACGCGCCAACGAAUGGAACAAGGCGGAACACAGGAGCCUCGGUGUCAACGAUCAUGAGCAACUCUGAAAAUCCGAAUCGGCUCCACGAAGGAAGUGACGGGGAAGUCGGAAGCCAAGACUCUCGGGGCCAGGUACGGAACAGCUUAAAGGACCAAUUCAAGCUGCUAAGGUUGCAGGACGAGGGUGCUCCCGCUGGAUCUGAUGACCGGGCCAGUAUCGGGUCUAGAGAAGGGAAAGGCUCUCGCUCGUCUGUUGGUAGCCCGGGGCUUGAUACAGGGGAAGCUGCUGCCUCGGCGGCCCCACUACCAUCCCCCGGAGCAACAUCUCCACUUCCCUCCACCGUCAACCCGGAGCUACCACCCGGCACCGUAUCUGGAUUUUCAUCCUCCGCUACUGAUGCCUCGACGCCGGUUGACUGGGAGCUCUGGCAGCAAGUUGUGAAUCAUGGCCCAGAAGCCUUGGCUGGAGAGAACUCGGAGAAAUUAAACGCAGCUAUAAAACGAGGUAUACCACAGACAAUCCGUGGGGUUAUAUGGCAGGUACUUGCCGAUAGUAGGAAUCCUGAGUUGGAACAUGUAUAUCGGGAGCUUUGUGCGCGUGGCACGGAGAAGGAUCCAAGCCGAAAUCUCAGCUCAACCUCCAUAGUAUCUAUCAACGGGAGCUCAGCUGGAAGUCCAAAAGAAAGGGAAUCUAUUGCGUCUUCUCGUUCUUCUAUACGCUCUGAUAUCUCUACCCAAGCCACGGGCUCUGUCCAUGGAACCGCUUCCGGCUCCGUGUCUGAAAAGGAUAGCGAAUCAAUAGCCAAGGCAAAGGCCGCUCUAGAAGCUGAACGUAAGAGAAGAUCAAAAGAAGAUGCGGCUGCCUUACAAAAGCUUGAGAAGCAAAUUCGCCGAGACCUUGGCUCUCGCACCAGUUAUUCAAAGUAUUUCAUGUCUCAGCGCAAUCAGGAAGGCUUGUUCAAUAUUUGCAAAGCCUAUGCUCUAUAUGACUCAGGUGUUGGUUAUGCCCAGGGGAUGAACUUCAUUGCUAUGCCUCUCCUAUUUAAUAUGGAUGAUGGUGAAGCAUUUACUCUCAUGGUAAAGCUUAUGAACAAAUAUGGAAUGCGAAACAUGUUCAUACAGGACAUGCCAGGCCUUCAUCUCCACCUGUACCAGUUUGAACGCUUACUAGAAGACCUACAGCCAGCUCUUGCUUGCCAUCUGCAUCGGCGUGGUGUUUCCCCUGGGUUAUAUGCCACCCAAUGGUUUCUCACUCUCUUUGCUUACCGCUUCCCACUCCAGCUCGUGCUCCGCAUAUACGAUUUAAUAUUCGAAGAGGGCCUUGAAAGCACCAUCUUACGAUUUGCUGUCGCUAUCAUGCAACGGAAUGUCGAAACACUCCUUGCUAUGAAUGAUAUGACUACCUUGACCAACUUCGUGAAAGAAAAGGUCUUUGAUGUAUACAUUGAUCAGCAGCCAACUCCGAGCUCAAUCCUUGAAUCCGGUUUCUUCGGUAGCUCAGGAGCAAAUGAUAAAGAGAUUUACCGUGCUGAUAUCAUGGUUGAGGAUGCCUGUGCUAUUCCUCUCACGCCUGAAAUGAUAAAGACGUACACCGCUGAAUGGGAACAGAAGACUCGAGCGGAGAAAGAGCUUGCUGAUGAAUUAGAGAAUUAUAAGCAUACUAUCUCUAGUCAAGCCAGUCGCAUACGAUCAUUGGAAGAGCAUGCAGAGAAGUCAGAUAAAGAACACGUUCAAAUAGCAUCUGAACUUGUUCGUGUCAAAGUUGAGAAUGAAGAGCUGAAGGAUUUGAAUGAAAGUAUGAAGGUCGAAGUAGUUGAGCUAAAGGCAGUGGUGGAUAAACAACCCGCAGAGCUCGAAGAGAAGCUCCGAACCGAGAUGGAUCGUAUAAUGCAGCGAAACAUUGAAGUGCAGAAUGAAAACCGAUCAAUGGAGGAACAAAUGGCUGAGAUGGAGAAGGAUUUGGUUGAGACAAAAAUGAAAUGGGCUGAGCUAUCGGAGAGCUAUGAAACGCUCCAGCAGAAACUGGGCGAUUUACGCAAGACCUUGAAUCAAUAA